Orussus abietinus is the source of this 1077-nucleotide messenger RNA. RefSeq names its product pre-mRNA-splicing factor ISY1 homolog. NCBI's taxonomy places the organism in Eukaryota, Metazoa, Arthropoda, Insecta, Hymenoptera, Orussidae. Gene Ontology annotation, cellular component: post-spliceosomal complex; Prp19 complex; post-mRNA release spliceosomal complex. Gene Ontology annotation, biological process: mRNA 3'-splice site recognition; generation of catalytic spliceosome for second transesterification step. Bases 119 to 832 code for a protein of 237 amino acids. The transcript is spliced from 4 exons. The record is from RefSeq and is a predicted model, not a curated record.
AAACAACUCACUCGUCGUGUACCGGAGGGAAAUAUAACCUCUUGUAAAUAAUUGUGUAAUAUUUCUUAAAUUAUAGUGUACAUAUUGAUAUUUAAAGCAGUCGGUGAAUACAGUAAACAUGGCCCGAAAUGCAGAAAAGGCUAUGACCACUCUUGCUCGGUGGCGUGCAGCACAGAGUAACGAGGGGGCCAGAAAGGAACAAGAAAGACGACCGUACUUGGCUUCUGAAUGUCGAGAUUUAAGGAAGGCUGAGAAAUGGCGAAUGCAGAUUAUCAGAGAGAUUGCAAAGAAAGUCGCACAGAUUCAAAAUGCCGGUUUGGGUGAAUUCCGCAUCAGAGAUUUGAACGAUGAAAUUAAUAAGCUGUUGCGUGAGAAAAGACAUUGGGAGGCGCAGAUAAAAGAGUUAGGUGGUCCAGAUUAUUCUCGGGUUGGACCGCGUAUGUUAGACCAUGAAGGAAGAGAAGUUCCUGGAAAUCGUGGUUAUAAAUACUUUGGUGCUGCAAAAGAGUUGCCUGGUGUAAGGGAACUGUUCGAACAAGAGCCUCCUCCGCCGCCUCGUAAAACACGUGCCGAACUUAUGAAAGACAUUGAUGCAGAUUAUUAUGGAUACAGAGAUGACGACGAUGGUAUCUUACUGCCCUUAGAACAAAAGGCAGAGGAGGAAGCUCGAAGAAAAGCAGUUAUCGAGUGGGAGGAAAGAAGUCAAAUCGAAGCCACUGUAGAAGGAGAAAUCGAGGCAACAGCACAGAAACCAAUUCCGUCACAGCAAGAUAUUCAGCAGGCGUUGUUAGCCAGGAAAAAGCAAGAGUUGUUAGAAAAAUAUGUUAUUUGACAAGUACUCUUUAUUUUUGGCUCUGUCGAUUGGUAACAACUAUCAUUAAGUUCAUCGCAGUUAGUAAUAUUAGAGUACACCUUUAUAAAACUCGACAAAUAUAAUUAUUAUCAUUAAUUUAUAAUUACAUCGUAACAUUGAUUAAAAUUUAAUCAUUUUGUGCAGUAGACGUUUAAACUUUAAUGAAUAUUUACCAAGAAAGAGUGCUUUAGAUAAAACGUGGACAAAAAUCCAACAUACAUUCA